This is a messenger RNA of Juglans microcarpa x Juglans regia, 1966 nucleotides long. RefSeq names its product armadillo repeat-containing protein 6. Gene Ontology annotation, molecular function: protein binding. The record is from RefSeq and is a predicted model, not a curated record. NCBI's taxonomy places the organism in Eukaryota, Viridiplantae, Streptophyta, Magnoliopsida, Fagales, Juglandaceae.
UUGGCCUCUACCUCUGCUUCUAUUUUCAAAAUUGUUCUGGAACACCUGUUCAGCUCAACACUCUUAACUACUCCAACUCCGGAGGAUCGGACGGAUCGCGACGCAGAUGGGCCCAAAUAAGAAGACCGCGGCGGCGGAUACUGGUCGUACGAUCUCGCGGGCCUUCGACGAUCUGGUUAAGGAAAACAUUGACGAUCUUGGAAUGGACCCCGCCGAGGCCCUCCAGGACGCCAUCCAAACCCUAACUCUCCAGGGCGUCGAUCUCUCCGGGAUCGUCACGAGCCUUCCAGGAGAGGGUGGCGUAAAGGAUAAUCCAGUUAUACAGAGCUUGGUUGCCUUGAAGCAGCUGGAUUCGGAUUUAAAGGAUGAAAUCAGCAAAAAGGGUUUGAACGACCUUUUGGAAUUUCUUGAUAAGCUUACAGAGCUGUGCGGUGACCAAGUAUCGGGGAAUGCGGCAAUAGCAACAAGGAAUGGUGGGGUGGAAUUGCUUUGUUCUAUUUGUUCAAAGAUUCGAAGUGGGUGCGAGCAGGUUCUCAUUUCGGCUUUGAGGGCAUUGGUAUCACUUCUUCAUGAUCUUCAAAGUACAGAAACAUUUCGCGCAAGUGGUGGACCGGCUACUGUGGUGGGUAUUCUUAAUGAUUACAGUCAAAAUCUAGACAUCUUGAGUAAUGGUUUCAUGGUUGUUUCUGCGGCCUCAACUGGUAAUGAAGUCAUCAAAGAGUCAUUCAUGGAGUUGAAAAUUGAUGAGCUUAUCAUGCGAAUACUGAGUGACCAACAUGGGCAGAGUAGAGGCAGCAUCCAGAGUAUAUAUGACGCUAUACGUGUUCUGUUAACACCAGAUGAUAACCGUGUUGUGGCUUCUCAAGUUUAUGGUUAUGCACGAGUUUUUGCGAAAAUUGGAGUUGCAAGAGCUCUAGUGGACUCACUACAUGCAGGGCUUAGCUCACCUGGUCUAGUUUCAGCAAGUGUCGCUUUAAAGGCUGUUGCUGUCAAUGAUGAAAUAUGUAAAUCCAUUGCAGAAAGUGGUGGCAUUGAUGCAGUUCUCCGAUGUAUUGAUGAUAGUGGUGAACAAGGCAACAAGAUUGUUGCUAGAGCUUGCUGUUCUCUGUUAUCCAAGUUGGCAGGAAGUGACACAAACAAGACUACCAUUGUUGAGAAGGGGGGUAUGGACAAGCUAAUACAACUCUCAGCCAGAUUUUCUGAUGACCCUGCUGUUUUGCAAGAGGUAAUGUCUUUGAUUUCUGUACUCUCCCUGAGAUCGCCAGAAAAUGCUGCCCGGGCCAUUGAAGCUGGGGCUGGGGACCUUGCUAUCCAAGCCAUGGAGAAGUUCCCCACCGCACAACAGAUGCAAAGAAACUCCUGCCUCAUGAUCCGGAAUCUUGUAGUUAGGAACCCAGAAAACAGAACUCUUCUUCUUAGUCAUGGUAUUGAGAAAUAUUUAAGGAGAGCUAAGCAAAGCCACGAAAGCUGUAAGGAUGCUGCAAGCGAUGCACUGAGGGACCUUGGGCUUGAUAAUUACUUGUAAGCCAUGGCUUUCAAACGAAGCUUUACAUACAACUUCCAUAGCGACGUGUGGCCAACAAUUUUGCUUGUCCUUUUCUUUGGGAUUUUUAUGUGUGACCCAAACGUUGUAUUCUGAUGACGUUUUGAUGUCACGAGCUUUUUACCAUGGUUCUUUAUGACAGAGGUACCUCAUGGGUAAAUGGGGGCCUGGCUUUUUUCCCUUCCCCGAGUAAAACAAAAGAGCAUUUGUCCAUUUUGUCAAAGACUGCAAAACUCUAUCAGGCUGAAGUGACUUAAAUGAGGAUAUUAGCAUUCAGUCAGUUUAAGUCAUGGCCAGGGAUUCGACUCCUUUUCCUUUACAGGUGUUACGAAAUGGGUUAAUUGCACUUUUCACCCAUCAAUUAUCAUAUAUUUUUAAGACUCAAGCACUGUAGUGAUGAUUGAAAUUCCAAGUUUUAUCAUA